CAGAAACCAGAAGAUCUGUGCUGGACCAGUGGUCAGGGAAAGCUACAUAUCCAGGUCUGGAGAACAAACUCCCGGAUGCUGCACAAGUUUUCACUGGCUCAUCUUUGUCUAAGAAGUGUACAAAAUGGAAUUAGUUCCAGGGAGGACCCUGCCAAAAAUCCUUUAACGUCCACCUGAAAAGUUGUAUAUAAGGCGACUGCUGAGAGGUCCCUGCAACAGAGUCCUCUGCAAGACAAUGGUGGAGACAAUGGGGAGACGUUGGUUCCUCGUCCUUCUGUGUAACAUGGUCAUCCACGUCCACAGCGCGCCACUGCAGCUGUCGGCUCCAAAGGGCUUCAAUAUACAAGGUCCUCCUCCUAAAUCUGGUCCUCCUCCAGAAGUUGUUUUCAGCACCAAAAAAAGAAUGAAUAAAGCAAGCAAUGUGACCCUGCGCUUUGGUGACAUUGCAGUGAAGGACGGACGCAGCGCCAUUGAUUGCACCACCGCGGACUGUUUGUGGCCUAAAGCGAAAGACGGUUGGGUCUCGAUACCCUACACACUGGAUUCUCAGUAUACGAGCAAUGAAAAACAACUCAUCUUACAGUCCAUGUUGGAAUUCUCUUCAUUGACCUGCGUCCGCUUUGUGCCACGUACUGCCGAAGCCAAUUACCUGAAUAUUAUCGCCGAUGUUGGCUUAGGAUGUUGGUCAUAUUUGGGCCGCUCAGGAGGACUCCAGGAAGUGUCUCUGGACAGGUCCCAAUGCCUGAUACGUGGCGUCAUACAGCACGAACUCAACCACGCCAUCGGCUUCGUACACGAGCACAGCAGGAGCGACCGCGACAAUUACGUCAAGAUCCUGUGGCAAAAUAUUGUUACCGGAUACAGUGACAGCUUUGCUAAAGUGGACACCAACAAUCUGGGUCUGGAAUACGACUACAAGUCUGUGAUGCAUUAUGAUAAUUUUGCCUUUGCCAAAAGCUAUUACCAACCGACCAUACAGACCAUUCCCGACAGCAAAGUGGUUAUCGGACAGAGACUCGGACUGAGCAACCUGGAUGUGGCAAAAAUUAAGAAACUUUACAACUGCAAUGUUUGCUCCUCCGUAAUCCCCGGUGAUUCGGGUGAACUCGUCUCCCCAUCUUACCCUUCGAAUUACCCAAAUAACUACAACUGCUCCUGGCUCAUUCGGACCCCAAAUAGUCAGGUUUUUCUGGAGUUUAAGGCGUUUGAUGUUCAAUCUUCUGCGAACUGCUCUUCGGAUUAUAUUAGGGUCUACGAUGGCCCCAGCCGGUCCUCGCCUCUGUUGCUGGACAGGACAUGUGGAUCGGGGAAGAUGCCCUCCCUGGUGGCCUCUGGCACGGUCAUGCUGGUGGAUUUUGUCACUGACAGUUCUGUCACAGCAACCGGCUUCAAGGCAUCUUUCAGCAAAGUGACAUGUGGAGGAACAUAUACUACACCCACCGGGACCUUCACUACUCCUGGGUACGGUCCAGGCAGCUUGUACCCCCCAUUCAGUGACUGCACCUGGACAAUCCUGGCCCCAACGGGUUACAAAGUAAAUGUGGCUUUUUCCACGUUUGGCUUGGAGCCCAGUCCCACGUGCGCCUACGAUUUUCUGGAGAUCAGAGAUGGGAUGUUGUCCACUUCACCCCUUAUGGGCAAUACCCACUGUGGCACUAGCGCCAUCCCGCCUGUUGUGUCCACCCAGAACGCCAUACUCCUGCAUUUCAUAAGUGACGACUAUGUCCAGAGCGCUGGAUUCCUGGUGAAAUACUCCUUUGUUCCAGCAUAAUGAACGGAUGAGAAAAGUAUUAGAAGACGAGGACUGUAUAGAAACUGAUAUCCUGAUCAGCAUCAUUAUUAUGAUUAUUACUAUUAUUAUUAUUACUGAUUUAUUUAAAGGGACAGUGUUACAAUUAAUGAACAUUUUGUUAUAGUUUAUGCUGUAGAUCUGUCUUUACUGAUUA
This is a messenger RNA of Hyla sarda, 1946 nucleotides long. RefSeq names its product embryonic protein UVS.2-like. NCBI's taxonomy places the organism in Eukaryota, Metazoa, Chordata, Amphibia, Anura, Hylidae. The record is from RefSeq and is a predicted model, not a curated record. Gene Ontology annotation, biological process: proteolysis. Gene Ontology annotation, molecular function: zinc ion binding; metalloendopeptidase activity. Bases 236 to 1771 code for a protein of 511 amino acids. The transcript is spliced from 14 exons.